Molecule: messenger RNA, 5612 nt
Organism: Vigna angularis (adzuki bean)
Lineage: Eukaryota; Viridiplantae; Streptophyta; Magnoliopsida; Fabales; Fabaceae
Product: phospholipid-transporting ATPase 1
Exons: 8
Coding region: 435-3971 (1178 amino acids)
Biological process (GO): phospholipid translocation
Cellular component (GO): plasma membrane
Molecular function (GO): ATP hydrolysis activity; ATPase-coupled intramembrane lipid carrier activity; ATP binding
Source: RefSeq, a predicted model, not a curated record
CGUUCCGUUCCAUUCCGCGGGGAAAUUCUCUCUGCGUUACCAUUUCAUUUGCAUUUGCAUUUUCACCUCGAUCCAAUCCCUUUCCUCUUCUCCUCAAUAGCACACUGUGUUUGUUUCUUCAAGGUCAGGAGGGGGAGGGGGAGGAACAAUCGCCAACAUGGAUGCAAUAUGCGGUGCAAUGAAAUGACAUUAUUUUUCUACCAAUGUGGGCUUAAAGGCCCAUCACGUUGCAUCAUUUGUUUACCUUUUUGCUAUUUGGUUGAUUUUUAGAUUGCAAGCAAUACAAGAAGAGACAAGAAGAGGGUUUGUUGUUGAUAUUAUUCUAUUUUGAAUCUGGUUGGAAUUGUAUAGCCUUGUUCAGGGAUUGGCUUGCCAAUGUACUGAACAAGUUUUGAAUUUGAGUGCACCGCGUCAGGGGGGGAUCGUGGAGUGCUAUGGAACGUAAUGCUCCAAACAUUCCCCCCUCUGAAACUUCCCAUCCUCGCCGCAACAGGGUUCGUCCCAAAAGCAGCGUCCAAUUUGAUGAUAAUACCCUCUUUCAUUAUGACAAUGGCAACGUCAUCUAUGUUAAUGAUCCCACCAAGACUAAUGAAAAGUAUGAGUUUUGUGGGAAUGACAUCCGAACCAGCAGAUACACUCUUCUCAACUUCUUGCCCAAGAAUCUGUUCAUUCAGUUCCACCGGGUCGCUUAUCUCUAUUUCCUUGCCAUUGCUGCCCUGAAUCAGCUUCCUCCACUAGCUGUUUUCGGCCGAACCGUGUCCCUUUUCCCCCUAUUGUUUGUGCUUUGCGUCACUGCUAUCAAGGAUGCCUACGAGGAUUGGCGCAGGCACAGGUCAGAUUGCUAUGAAAACAAUCGUGAGUGUCUGGUUCUUCAAUCGGCUCAGUUCCGUUCUAAGAGAUGGAAAAAUGUGCAGGCUGGUGAUGUGAUUAAAAUCUUAGCCGAUGAGAUGAUUCCUGCUGACAUGGUCUUGCUGGGGACAAGCGAUCCUAGUGGGGUUGCUUAUAUUCAAACAAUGAAUCUGGAUGGUGAAUCGAAUUUGAAGACACGGUUUGCCAAGCAAGAAACAGUUUCAGCGUUUUUGCAAGAUGCUUGUGCUGUCUCUGGAGUUAUUAGAUGUGAACCACCUAAUCGGAAUAUCUAUGAGUUCACUGCCACCAUGGAGUUAAAUGGCCAUAAGAUUCCCCUUAACCAGUCAAACAUUGUUCUGCGUGGUUGCAUGCUGAAGAACACGGAUUGGAUAAUUGGUGUUGUGGUCUAUGCAGGACAGCAAACAAAAGCAAUGUUGAACAGUGCAGCUUCCCCUUCCAAGAGAAGCAAACUGGAAAGUUACAUGAAUAGAGAAACUUUGUGGUUGUCAGUUUUUCUUUUUAUCAUGUGCGCAGUUGUUUCCCUAGGGAUGGGUCUCUGGCUGGUACGCCAUGAGCAUGAGCUUGAUACCUUGCCUUACUACAGAAAAAAAUUCUUCAACAAAGGGCCAAAUGAGGGAAGGAAAUACAGGUACUAUGGGAUAACAAUGGAAACUUUCUUCUCCUUUUUGAGCUCUAUUAUUGUGUUUCAGAUAAUGAUACCAAUAUCUCUAUAUAUCACAAUGGAGUUAGUUCGAUUGGGCCAGUCAUACUUCAUGAUAGAGGACAAGGAUAUGUACGAUUCUAAAUCUGGAUCAAGGUUCCAGUGUAGAUCAUUAAAUAUAAAUGAAGAUUUGGGUCAAAUACGCUACGUGUUUUCUGACAAGACAGGAACUCUAACAGAAAACAAAAUGGAGUUUCAGAGAGCCAGUAUUCAUGGAAAGAGCUACGGGAGCUCCUUGCAUACAGAUGAUGAAAGUACAGAAGCAGCAGCCAAUAACAGUAAACGAAAAUGGAAACUCAAAUCUGAAACUCCUGUUGAUUCUGAACUAAUGGCAUUGUUGCGGAAAGACUCAAAUUUAGAUGAAAGAAUUGCUGCUCAUGAGUUUUUCCUCACAUUGGCUGCUUGUAAUACUGUGAUCCCCAUUAUCAGUAGUGGUAAAGUUUCCAGUUGUGGAAAAGAUGAAUCAAAUCAUGAAAUAGAAGGUAUUGAUUACCAGGGAGAGUCUCCUGAUGAACAAGCUCUAGUUUCAGCUGCAUCUGCAUAUGGAUAUACUCUAUUUGAGCGAACAUCUGGAAAUGUUGUUCUUGAUGUCAAUGGUGAGAAACUCAGGUUGGACGUAUUGGGCCUGCAUGAGUUUGAUAGUGUGCGAAAGAGGAUGUCAGUUAUUCUCCGGUUUCCUGAUAAUGUUGUUAAGGUGUUGGUUAAAGGCGCUGACAGUUCAAUGUUUAGCAUUUUAGCUCCUGACAAAGAAGGAAACAACGGAAUACAGCAUGAAACUCAGAGUCAUUUAAGUGAAUAUUCUAUGGAAGGUUUACGAACUCUUGUAGUUGGUUCCAGGGAUCUUUCAGAUGCUGAAUUUGAGGAGUGGCAAAACAUGUAUGAAGAUGCAAGCACUUCAUUGACUGAUCGAGCUGCAAAACUACGUCAAACAGCGGCUCUGAUAGAAUGCAACCUAAAGCUUCUCGGAGCAACUGGAAUUGAGGACAAGCUGCAGGAGGGUGUGCCAGAAGCCAUUGAGUCCAUGCGGCAAGCUGGAAUCAAGGUCUGGGUUCUUACUGGUGAUAAGCAGGAGACUGCAAUUUCAAUUGGUCUUUCUUGUAAACUUCUGAGUAGAGAUAUGCAGCAGAUCAUUAUAAAUGGCACUUCAGAGGUUGAGUGCAGAAAGCUCUUGACUGAUGCUAUAGCAAAGUAUGGAUUGAAAUCUUCAAGUAGAGAACAUCAGAAUCUGAAGUGCAAAACUGAUUCUAGACAUGAUUGCCCUGAUAUUCACGAUAAUACAAAAUCAUUGGGCUUGCCCAAGUCAAAUGCAGGGAAAAAAGAAGGAACUACUGCUCCAUUGGCACUCAUAAUUGAUGGAACCAGUUUAGUUUAUAUUUUGGAGAAGGAACUGGAGUCAGAGCUUUUCAAACUUGCAACUUCCUGUACCGUUGUGCUAUGCUGCCGUGUUGCACCCUUGCAGAAAGCAGGAAUUGUUGAUCUGAUAAAAAGCCGCACAGAUGAUCUGACAUUAGCUAUUGGUGAUGGGGCAAAUGAUGUGUCGAUGAUCCAAAUGGCAGAUGUUGGUGUUGGAAUAUGUGGGCAGGAAGGGCGCCAAGCUGUGAUGGCAUCAGAUUUUGCCAUGGCACAAUUCCAGUUCUUGAAAAAAUUGCUUCUGGUUCACGGACACUGGAAUUAUCAGCGUGUUGGUUAUCUUGUUCUGUACAACUUUUACCGCAAUGCUGUCUUUGUGUUGAUGCUAUUCUGGUAUAUAUUAUGCACUGCUUUUUCUACAACUUCUGCAUUGACAGAGUGGAGUAGUGUAUUUUAUUCUGUUAUAUACACAUCUAUCCCCACUAUCAUUGUUGGUGUGUUGGACAAAGACUUGAGUCAUAGUACACUCUUGCUGUAUCCAAAAUUAUAUGGUACAGGUCACAGGCAUGAGGCUUACAAUUUGCAAUUAUUUUGGAUUACAAUGAUUGACACGUUAUGGCAGAGUCUUGCUCUCUUCUACAUUCCCGUAUUCAUCUAUAAGGACAGCACAAUUGAUAUAUGGAGCAUGGGCAGUUUAUGGACAAUUUCAGUUGUUAUCCUUGUAAAUGUACACCUGGCUAUGGACAUUAACCAGUGGGCACUGGUUAGUCAUGUUGCUGUAUGGGGAUCAAUAAUCGUUACAUAUGGCUGCGUGGUGAUAUUGGAUUCUAUACCUGUCUUUCCCAAUUACGGGACUAUUUAUCAUUUGGCAAGUUCCCCUACAUAUUGGAUGACAAUUUUUCUUAUAAUAAUCGUGGCAUUGCUACCUCGCUUUUCUUGCAAAGCCUUUUAUCAAGCCUUUUGUCCUUCAGAUAUCCAGAUAGCCAGAGAAGCUGAGACAAUGACAAAACAGCAUGAUAAUUUGCAACCAAAGUGUCCAGUUUCCAAAUAACUCGAGUUAUUAUCAAUCUUGUAGAAACUAGAGAAUCUCAUUGGAAUGGUUUCCACUGUAAUUUUUCCAUCACAUUGCAUUCUUGUGGAAGUUGGCUGUACAAGUGACCAGGCAAGUGUAUGCUUUCUCUGUUUAAUCCAAAACAUAUUUUGAAUGGUGUUCUUUUAUAGUUAUCUAUUGAUAUUUUAUUUAAUUUCAUUGAACGCAGUGGUUUUCAAAAACGGAGAGUGAAUUUAAUAGUUUUAGAUAUGUAUUACUAAUAGUCCAAAGCUAUCUUAGAAUAAGUAGUUAAGAGAGACGGAGAUCUCUCAAUGGUUUAUGAUAGCGCUUUAUCCCUAAUGACGAAAUAGCAAUGCUGUUACUCAGAUUUUAUAGAAUUUAGAAAUUGUAUCUUAUAGGCUUUUAGGUACUGGUCCUUGAGUAGCUAAUACUCAACGGUGUCAAAAUAUAAGGACCAAUAAUUACCAAUAAUAGCAUCUAUAGGUGUGACCAAAAAUCAUAUUUAUGGAAAUUGAGGACCAAAAUCUUCGUUAAAUAUUGAAUUUACGAUUUGAUUUUUUUCGUCAAAAUUUGGACAAAUAUUCAACAUAGAUAAGGGAGAUAUUAUUUUGGAGUUUUAGGGGUAAAAUGAGAGCUCUCUAUAAUAUUUAUUUGUAGCAUUAUAUUUAGAUAUUCUUUAUACAAAACUCUGUACUUUGCUGUCUGUCUUUUUUUUGGGACUUGGCCUUCAAUAAUCAUUGGUAUCAGAUAGUAUGCUGAACCUCUCUGUUUUUUAGUCAGCUAUAUAUUCCUCUCUUUGUAAGAUGCUUAAGAUGUAAUAAUUCAGUUACACUUUCAGUUGCAAUUGUUAAAAUUCAGUUACAUUGUCUCUCUUUUACUUUUUGAUAUUCAAGUAGUAUUUUUUAUUUCUUUUUGUUUCUAUAAAGGUUUAAAAGCUCUUGUUGCAUGUUGCAACUUCAUUCAACUCAGCCUAUCUAUCAAAUGGCACCAUGAGCCUUUGAUUUGGGCAACAGUCAGAUGAGUAUAUUAUAAUUGCCUUGGGAAUAGUUUUGCAUGAAAAAACAACGAUGGAUUUGAUGGGUGGUUCUCUCUCAUCAAAAUGAAUCUUCAAAUUUAAAAUAUUCAAUUAUAUAAUUUCUGAAGGGAGAAUGGAUAUCAUUUGGCAGCAACAAGGAUUCCUCUCUGCAAUACGAGAAUUUAUUAAUUUGUUAACUAAAAAUCUGGCUUGCUUUGGGUUCUGUACUGUUGGUCAAUCUUAUAGAGGAAUCUCCCAUGGCACGGAGUUCUCCCCGCACUAGAAAAACCAAACUUUGGCAUUUUGAGUUCUUUGACAACAUAAAUCCCAAAUUUAUGCUCGAUGUAUGCGACUCUGCAAUGCUUAUCCACACUGUCUGCAUUGUUUACUGCUAAAAUAUCCUGUGGCAAUGAAAUUUGGACAGUUAUUUAAGCUAUUUUGGUUAAGAAUGGUUUUUAUUGGACGCUUUCUGAGAUGGUUUUUGUUUACAUUUGCCAACUCCUUGGAUGGUCAUGGGUUUAGCAAACAGUUGAGGAAACAUGUAUUCAGUUUAUGUUUUGUAACUGACAAACGAGUUAAAAGCUCAGCAUUGAAUGUCACCAAUUGCUAUUUUCUACUGUGUUAUU